Morus notabilis is the source of this 1283-nucleotide messenger RNA. RefSeq names its product sec-independent protein translocase protein TATB, chloroplastic. The record is from RefSeq and is a predicted model, not a curated record. The transcript has 6 exons. Lineage: Eukaryota; Viridiplantae; Streptophyta; Magnoliopsida; Rosales; Moraceae. The coding region runs from base 76 to 918 and encodes 280 amino acids. Gene Ontology annotation, cellular component: membrane. Gene Ontology annotation, biological process: protein transport by the Tat complex.
CAAAAAUGAGAAACUCAUGGCUCAAAAUGUCUCAUAAAUCAAGAAAUUAACUCAAAUUCAAUCGUGAAUGUGAUCAUGGCCUCCUCGGUAAUUAGAGCUUCAACAUGUCUGUGUUCUUUGUCGUCAACGACCACAAAACCGAUCAUUUUCAACAAUCUAUCUUCUUCUCGUUUUUCUUCUUCUUCUUCUGUAAGUUUGAAUCCCAAAACCGCAAGACUUCAACUUUGUCUCGGACCCUUUUCACCAUGGAGUGGUUUGAAGCAUCUGGGUGUGUCAGUAACUUGGAGAUCUUUGAAAUUUGAGAAGAAGAAGUGUAAAGAUAGGGUGGCUUAUGCAUCUCUCUUUGGAGUUGGAGCUCCUGAGGCUCUGGUGAUUGGUGUGGUCGCUUUGCUGGUUUUCGGUCCCAAAGGUCUGGCUGAGGUUGCACGGAGUUUAGGGAAGACAUUGCGAGCUUUUCAACCUACCAUUAGAGAACUUCAGGAAGUUUCUAGGGAAUUCAAGAGCACUCUCGAAAAGGAGAUUGGUUUGGAUGAAAUUUCGAGUUCAACGCCAGAAGUAGACAAAACCACCAACCCUCCUCCCAGCCUUAAAUCAAUUUUCAGUAACCAGAUGGCUGCUGACCCCAAUGGCAGUUCAUCCCAAAACAAUGCUUACACCAGUGAGGAGUACUUAAAAGUUACAGAAGAGCAGCUAAAAGCAGCCGCUGCCCAACAGCAGGGACAGACACCGUCUCAAUCAGUUAGCCAGCUCGAAGCUCAGACUAUCUCUCAAGACAGCGUUUCCUCUGCAGGUGGCGCAUAUACCACGGAGGUGAACUUAGAAACUGGAGAUCAGCAACCGAAAGCAGCUAGUUCCCAAGACCAAGAGCAGGGGCAGAAAUCAUCUCCAGCAGCUACUGUUAAGGAAACUGCUAGUUGAAAAUCCCAUCAGCACCACAACCUAAAAUCAAAGUUUGAAGCCUUUUCAAGAAGAUCAAAAGUCUAAAGAUAUUCAUUGCUAGCCAGUCCAUCUCUAUUUUUCUUUUUUCUUUUUUUUUCUUUUUUGUGCAUCGCGGUGGCUAGAUACGAGACCUCACAAGAACAUGAAGAAAAAGCUGAAGAAAUGUCGACAUCUCGGAUUGUUGUCUCUUUGCAAUUUUAGUUUAGAGCCGUUGAGAGUUUGUUAGAGAUUCUGUAUUUCAUGAGCAUAGUCAUGACAAAAGUUUAGGGUGCUCUCGAAUCCAUUUGUGGUACACAAUUAUUCUUCCCAUAAUGAUUCAGAAAUAUAGAUGCUUUGGAUCUUCA